UUAAAGGUCGGCGCAGCAAGCACCAUAUCACACUUAUGCCUAUCAGAUCAGCACUUAAUGAAGAUUAUUUUGACCGGCGCUUCAUUGACUGACUGAGAUAACGCGGAAAUCAUGGGUUGUUGACCUGACGCGAAUGUCAUUCUUUGCACGUUGUUUCGGGCGAGCCCCCUCGCCUGAGCCCAAGAGUUCGCCACCACAGCCCACGGUUGUGGAAGAUGUAACUCGUGUCCAGAACGGGCUGUAUGGGCUUGCGACUGGAGCGCUUGACACCGGGCUUCAGAACGCUGGCCUUGCAACAUAUAUGACAACCGUGGAUGAUGCUUACAACGUCAUACCGCUGAACGUAGCGUCGCCCGGUGGCGCGACCAAUUGGGGCCCUGCAUCAUCUGGGAAGCCGGCUGCUGACGCCGCACGAGGUCUUGGCGCUGGUGGACAUCUUCGUGGUCUGGGGACAGUUUCCGAGCCUUUGCAACAGUAUACGCAUGACAGUGACAUGGAGAAUUCGGGGGAGCACCAUGGAGUGCCCUGGAUUCCCGAGGGAGACGAGCUUGAAAACGACCCGCCAGCUCUCGCGCCGUUCCUGCUGGUCGACAACCCAGCUGAUCCAGAAGCAACCGAGCUUGGGGAUUUCUGCGACUCGAUGCUCUUGUCGAUGCAACAUCGCCUGAAGGUGGACGCAGAGCUUUCUACUUUCCGCCAGAUGACAUCACUGGUGUCGGGCCAGCUGGUCCGCCUGUCCAUGAACCAAGCAACCUAUGGGGCCCAGCCCAGCGGCGCCGCAUUUCCUGCGUCCGGUGUCAUCAGUGGGUUUGCAGAUCCAGGGGCCGGCGGUGGCGGUGGAAGCUUCAUGGGCCCGGGCGCCGGCGCCGUGGCCAGUGCGAACUCCCUCACACGCCACGAAAAGCGAUUGCUGGGCACCUUUGAGGCAUCCUCCCGUGCCAUUUCCGGCUCAGCAGGGGGGCCGCCGCGCUUCCAGCAGCCGUCCAUCACCCCAGAUGGUUCGGCGGGCCAGUCCUACCUACAGCACCAACAUGCAAUGGCGGCAGGGGGGCAGGGACCGGCCAACGCGGGUGGUGGCAGUGCCGGCCGCGGCAUGCUGUCGGGCCGCGGCAAUAGCUCCAGCCAGCGCCGGCAGCGCACCCGGGCGUUGCUGCAGUACGAGGGCUUGGCUGUUGCGGGCCGUUUGUCCGGGCAGCCGUUGGGUGGUCAGAGUCCGAUCAGCAGGCCGGGCUACGAGGUAAAGAACCCCACGGCACAGGGUACGGGCGUGCGGCAUGGGCAGCAAUCGCAGCAACAGGGCGACCGCGGCAGCGCGGGGCAGCUGGUGUCUGAUGAGGAAAUGCAGGCGGCCGAGGCGGGCCAGCCUCGCGACUUGACGUCUUGGCUGGACGUGCUCGCACUGCCGCAGCAACAUCACCACCGGGCGCUCGAGCAGGGACCAGACCUGGUGCCUGUGCCGACAUCCGACACGGCCUUGCAAGUGCUGUCACAGCAGCCGAGCCGCCAGGCGCAUGGUGCGCACGCCAACGGACACAGUGCGUCUCCUGCGGGGGCGUUGCUGGGGGCGCGGCCUGGGGCCGGCAGCGGUGUGGUGGGCGGCAGCAGUGCGCUGGGCGAGCAGUCAGGACCUGCCAUGAACGGUGGCGUGGACGGCAUGAACUGGGAGAUACUGCCGGAGCACCUGGCGCACCUCACACCACUGCACCGCCAGCAGCUGCAGCUGCAGCAACAGCAGCAGCUGGGUGCCUCGGCGCCCCGCAGCGGCGGUGCCGGCGGAACCGCAGCCCGCACAGCUGCUGCCGGAGCUCCGGCAGGAGGAGGAGUCGGGAGCCAGCCUCAGGACAUAGGCGCAUCGUUGGGGAUGAUGGGCCAGGUGUCUGUCGACAUGCAUCACCGGCUCAACCUGCCCGCCGUCGGCUCCCUCGGCCCUGUGGGGCCCGGCGGGCUGCCGCCGCCGCCGCCGCUGCCGCCGCAAGUGGAGCAGUACCUGGUGCUGUCGGAUGUGUCGCCGCCGCAGUUCCAGACGCAGCCGGCGGGGACGCCGAGCACUGGCGUGGAGCCGGAGGUGGAGCGCGGCGACAUGGCCUGGGGCGGCACGGCCGGCUGGGUCGCAUCUCCCGGGUCCAGCGGGCUGACACCGGCUGCCGGCAGCGGCGUGACGGGUCGCCAGCCGCGCCCCGUGGCGCGGCACGCCAGCGUGGGGACCGGCAUCAGCAUCGCCAGCGGGCGGCCGCUGCGGCCUAUCCCAGAGCUGGCGGCGGCGCUGACCAGCGCCACCGAGAGCCAGCUGCAGGCUCACCUGCAGGGCAGUGCGCCGCUGUCGCAGGCGCAGUCGCAAUCACACGCCGACGCCGUGGCUGCCAUGGCGGCAACGGCCGCCGCGGUCACGGCCUCGGUCACGGCCGCCACUGCCAACAGCGGCUCGCACGCGGUCGGAUCCGGGGCGGCCGCUGGAGCGCACCGCGCGCGGGCACAGCAGCAGUUCCCGACACAGCCGCAGCCCAUUUCCACCCUGGUGCAGCUGCGCGCGAUGGGUCGCGCGGCGCGAACGCCCGGCGCCUCCGGCGGCGCUGGUGACGCACUGACGGGCGGCAGCUCCGGCGACGUGACGGGCGGCUCCAUUGCCAACCUGGGGGGCGACCGCAGCUCCAAGUUACGCCGCAAAGUGCUGGGCCGCGGCGCCGGCGCCGGCCACGCGGACGCAGCGCACCACGCACUGAUGGCGCAGGGCUUGACCAGCCGCUCGGCGUCGUGGUACAGCGGCGCGCCGGCGGCGCACGCUGACCCCAACCGCGUGGCUCCCGACCGCCCCGUGGAGCUGCGCGUGUGCCGCACGCCCAGGGACCUGCUGGACGGCAUCGCGGACCUGAGGCCGCUCGAGCAGCCCGCCGAGGAGGAGCCGGAGAUCCAGAUGGAGGCGGGGCCCGGCGGCGUGGGCAGCUUUGGCGGCAACGGCGUGGGUUCGCGAACGAGGUCGGAGGUGUCUGGGGCGGCGCUGCAGCGGGCGCGGCGGAACUCGACCUCCGUCGGCAUGGAGGCCGGCCGGCCGCACUGGCAGCGGCCCAGCAGCGCUCACGGGCAUGCGCAACAGGCGCCAUCAACCGCCGUCGCCGCAAUGGCGGCGGCUGGGGAAGGAGCAGGAGGAGGAGGCCGGGCGGCGGCGGUCGGCGGGUGGAUGGCGGUGACUAUCGCGGGCAGCGGCGCGGCGGGGGCCGGAGAGGCUGCGGCCGGUGCAGUUGCAACGGGGCGGUGCCGCAGCAUCAUGCUCCAAGGCCGCUGGCAGGGCCGGCCCGUGGCGGUCAAGGUGGUGGCGGGCGCGGGGCUGGACCCGCGCAACGGCUGCCUGGGGGCGGCGCUGACCGCCUCCGCCGUCAUCCACUCCACCUUGGUGCGCGUGUACGGCGUGAGGCUGCUGCCGGCCGGCCUAGCCGCCGUGGCCGGCACCGCCCAGGGCUUCGGCGCCGCGGCCCUGGGAAGCGGCGGCGCCGGCGUGUCCGGCGCGUCCGCGCUCGUGCUGCCGCCUGUGGCGAGGGUGGUGGCGGCGCACGCGCGUGCUGCGUCGGAGGCACUGGCGGCGCUGCGGCCGGAGGCGGGCGAGGGUGUGCUGGUGGUGGUGAUGGAGCUGUGCGGCAGCGGCUCACUGGAGCCGCUGACGCGGGCGCCGCUGUACUCGCCCUUCCGGCCCAGCCGCUCCUGGCCCGCCUACCUGGCGCGGCGCGCGCUGCUGCGCACCGCCAUGGAAGUGGCGGGCGCGCUGGGGCGGCUGCACGCCUGCGGCACGGCGCACGGCGGGCUGCGGCCGCGCAACCUGCUGCGGGUGGCGGCCGCCGACGACCGCCGCAAUUUCUGUGUCAAGGUGUCGGACGCGAGCCUCAGUGUCAGCUCGCUGCAGCUGGCCGCAGCCACCUGUGCCCAGAGCGCCGCCGCCAGGACGCACACCCGCUCCGACAGCAUUGACCGGCUGGGGCUGGGGCUGGUAGUGGUGCCCGCCGCCCCCGGCCUGAACCGCACUUUGGAUGGCCCGCCCGACGGCGGCGCCAGCCAGCUCACGUCCGAGGCCGUCUCCAGGAUGGCCCACCCGGGUGGCCCCGGCAGCACAGCCGGCAGCCACUACGCCGCGCCCCCUGCCUCCAACACCCCCGCGCGAUUGGCUCGCGUGGGCAGCAGCGGCCACAGCGCUGGCGGCAGCCCGGCGCCGUCGCCGUCACCUGCCCGGGCGCAGGCGUGGGGCACGCCGCAGCAGGCGCCCACGUCCGGAAGCGUGUCGCACCUGGUAUCGCCGUCCAUGGCGGCCGCAGCAGCGGCGGCGGCGGGGCUGACGGUGGAGGCGGCGGCCGUGCUGGCCGCCCCGGAGGCGCUGCUGUGCCCGCAGCUUGAGGACCUGCUGUAUGUGGCGCCCGAGGCACAGCUGGAGCCGGCAGCGUGCCUGAACACCGCGGCCGCGGACGCUUAUGCGUUCGGCGUGUUGCUGUGGAGCCUGGCCACCGGCGAGCAGCUGCCGCCCGAGCUGGCGCUGGCAGAGCCGGCGGCCCGCACCGCCAAGGUGAGGGCCGUGCUGGCCGCAGCCGUGGCGCGCCGGCAGCAGCAGCAGCAGCAGCAACAGCAGGGGCUGGGGCUGUCGCGCCUGAGCAACACGGACGGCGGCGAGCGGAGCAGCGGGCGGCUGCAGGCGCCGGGGCUGCUGGCGGCGCCGGGGUGGCCGGCGGGGCCGCACGGGCACCUGCAGCCGCUGUACGAGUGGUGCGUCAGCCCCGCGCCCGAGGAGCGACCCACCAUGGACCAGGUGGUGGCGGAGCUGCGGCUGCUGGAUGAGGCCGUUCGCAGCGAGCGACCCAAGUCGCGAGCAGUCGCCGCCGCCGGGUACGCCGCCAUGACAGUCACCUCGCUCUCAGGCGCGGGCGGCGCUCGUGCCAAUAGUGGGGGCGGGGGCGGGGGCUACCCUAUGUCUGGCUACAUGGGCUAAGGGAGGCCGCCAGGCUGCGCUGCCGGACGGCAGCGGUCCGACGACCUGGCCGGGACUGCGGAGGUGACGACAGAGGCUGUGUGCACUGCUGCCUACGGAAUACUGAGGCCUUGGGCAUCGGGGUGUGGCUCUCUUGGGAGGUGUGUGAUGCACUCAUGGUUACCGGUAGGUGUCAUGCCUGUCGGAAACAACACCAGGACCGGCCCCGGCACCGUGACGGAGGUGUGACGGUGGCACUGUGUAGGGGCCGUUGCUUGGGUGAACGGCGAGCCUCUCGGUUGGCAGGUUCCUGAAGCAACACGGCGGAAGACCCGGCAUGACCUGCCUGUGCGAGUCUUCUUUCAGCUGAGGGCAUUCCGUGCCGUCUCAUGGUUUCAUGCAUCACAUCUUCCAGCACCACCACGCCUAGGCACCAUGCCAGGUGGUUGUAUGGGUGCAUGACCGCAAUGCAUACAUGCGCUCUUCCACGGCUACCAUGCACGCAUCGGAGGGAACGCACGGUGCUUGAAAUUAAUGGGACUUAACAAUGCAGUAAUUCUUGGUGAAGCCGGUUGCUCAUCAAGAAAUUGUUUUGGGUUAGCAUCGGUACAAUCUAUGCCCGGACUAAACCCUCACCAUUCACUGGGUUACUGUGCUCUGUGUGAGUCUGCGGGUCUGCUCGUUGCCAUUCUUAUCUCAAUUGUGUCGUGCCGCACGCAUGUACUGGAGCUUGUGGGGCCUUUAUACACUCCACGCAAUAUGCUUCCUAUUGUAGAUUUGACAAAGAAGCUGGAGCGUGCUCAACGUAAUGUGCAUUACGUAUGAGCUGAUGCAUGUGAAGAUGAAGUCUGUCGUCUGGGCCCGGCCUUUAUCAGGCCGUUUGGCACAUGGCGUAGGCGGUGGGAUUCGAAGGGCGGAGUGGAUAAUGCCAAUGGAUGGUGUCACGUCUGGGCGUGCUUCCGCAGCGGUGGAGAUCUCGAGGGUUGCUCAGAGCCUUAGGCGCGCGCGUGUGUGUUGGAGGGCGCAUGCGUACAUCGCAUGCCUGUGCAGUGGGACACGCGUCAAAAGUUGUGGAAUAGGGGCUUGCCUGAACCAAGUCGGGAAGUCAAAAACCGUUGGUACCGGUACCUUGGGUAUGCUGAAUGUGACGAAUCCAGGAAAGGAAUGCGCUUUGCAAAGGUGUAGCCAGGCAGUCGGCUGAGGGAGCAUUAUGGCCCAGGGAAGCCCACCCGCCCUUCUGCAACGAGCUAUGAGGAGCGGUCAACACACAUGUCACCGUCGCACUGGGUCCCGUUGGUGAGGAUGGUUGAAGGGCUCAGUGCUCUGGAGGAUUGGGGCGCGACAACAAGAUGGGAACGGGUGUGAAUGCGGCAUCACAAGACGUCAAGACGGCACACGUCGACUCGAUAGGUGCGCUGGCAUGCUGCAUUCGUGCAAUCUGCUGUGUGUGGGCGAGGCGCUACUGGUGUGCGCCGUGGUCUGCUGGACGAUGUCAGCCAGUGUGAAGGCACAUCACACUCAUGUAGGUCAGUCCUUUGCAUGCCCCUAGGUGCUCUGACGAUGUGAAGGUAAUAAGGUAUGGGCUGUAUCCAGUGUGGUGUUACGUCGUGCACGGCGACGGAUGGUUGAGCGCCGCAUGCGAUUUGGUCGGGGUGUAUCUACAGAAGUAUCUUCGUUGAGACGUUUGCUAUGGCGUUCUGGAACGAUGCAGUAUUGGCGGCUUGAUUAUGACGCACUGGGGUAGAGCUCAGGGGAGGGUGGAGCUCGAUCGGUUGAAACUUGCUUCAGCGUCCUGAUACGGGGAACAUUCUUGAGUGUGACGCACUGAAGGUGGGCUAAAUUGUUGCGCCGGGAAGUAAGCGUUCGAGGGCACCAUGGGACGGGGGCCGCUGGGGGCGUGAUGACAACGCGCAGGACAGCCUGACAACUGUCGGGAACCCUCCGCGCACUAAAUUCCUAGCGUACUGAUUACUUGCUUUGCCUAAGCUGUUGGGGCACUGACGUAUGCAUGAUAGUUUGCUUGUUGCUACCGUACUCUCAACCGGUCAACCUUGCGGUCAAUUGGGUGUUUGUCUCGCCGUUGGCUAUUGCUUGAGCACCAACACCGAGUACUGGGCGACCCUAUGUGCAUUCAAUAGCAUAAGUUCAGGUUUGUUUCUUGUAAUUCGCAUUCACUAGCAAGCACUUCGCUAAUGUAACGAGACGUAGCG
Chlamydomonas reinhardtii is the source of this 7152-nucleotide messenger RNA. RefSeq lists its product as uncharacterized. Bases 494 to 4963 code for a protein of 1489 amino acids. NCBI's taxonomy places the organism in Eukaryota, Viridiplantae, Chlorophyta, Chlorophyceae, Chlamydomonadales, Chlamydomonadaceae. Gene Ontology annotation, biological process: protein phosphorylation. The record is from RefSeq and is a predicted model, not a curated record. The transcript has 7 exons. Gene Ontology annotation, molecular function: protein tyrosine kinase activity; ATP binding.